AACCUUCUGGAUGAUCAUUGCAUCAACUUUUGUCCAAAUUAUAAUACAAAUGCUUUUUCUGUUUGUUUUAUAGAAUGAUGGCUGCUGUGGGUGGGUCUCAACACCAAUCAAUCAUAUGCCAAGUGGACCCCACCUUCAGAUUCCAUCAUUCUUCUCCAUCCAUUCCUUCCUACAUCUAUUGGCACCAAUGUUAUCUGCCUAACUCAUAAACAACUAUCUUUAGAUUCAGAAUCUAGGUCUUUCUGCACAUUGGCACAUGGAAAUUUGAUUUUUUUCAAGGUGUUUUUUUGGUAAAAAAUAAAGAAGAUUCGUUUUUCGGUUCUGGGUAUCAACAAUUAUGGAGAAGCAGACUAGUUUCCGGUUGGGAAAGAUGGAAAAGCAGACUAGUUUCCGGUCGGUAAAGAUGGAAAAACAGCAGAGUUUUCGCGCUGCCGCAAUGGAAAAACAGAAGAGUUUUAGAAUAGCCAUGGGGAGACAGAUGAGCUUUGGUGUUGACCGAAGAAAAACGAAAGAUUCGCCCGGAAAACGAGGGGAUUCGACGCUUCAUUUGGCUUGUAGAGGUGGAAAUCUAUCGAAAGUCAUCGAAAUCCUUCAAAGUCUUGGACUUGAUGCGCUAUCGAAACAAAAUCAAGAAGGGGAAACUCCUCUUUAUGUGGCUGCAGAGAAUGCCCAUGCUCAUGUUGUAGCUCAGCUGCUGAAACAUCUUGAUCUUCAAACGGCUUCUAUUGCUGCGAAUAACGGUUAUGAUCCCUUUCAUAUUGCUGCCAAACAGGGACAUAUAGAAGUUUUGCGCGAACUUCUGAAUUCUUUCCCUAAUCUGGUAAUGACCACCGAUUCUUCCAAUUCAACCGCUUUACACACAGCGGGAGCUCAAGGACACAUUGAAGUGGUCAACCUGCUUCUUGACGCUGAUUCAAAUCUUGCCAAAAUAGCCAGAAACAACGGUAAAACGGUGCUUCAUACCGCAGCACGAAUGGGUCAUUUGGAAGUGGCAAAAGCUGUAUUGAAUAAGGAUCCGAGUAUCGGUUUCAGGAUCGAUAAGAAAGGCCAAACCGCUCUGCAUAUGGCAGUUAAGGGCCAAAAUAUGGAUAUGGUGGUUGAAUUGAUUAAACCCGAUCCAACUGUUUUGAGUCUCGAAGAUAAUAAGGGGAAUACACCUCUUCAUAUCGCAACGAAAAAGAGCCGUACUAAGAUUGUGAAAUGCCUGCUAUCAUUUGAGGACAUUAACGUCAACGCAGUCAACAAGGCUGGAGAAACACCUCUCGACAUUGCCGAAACCUCGAAAAUUACCGAAAUGAUCGAUAUCUUAAAAGAAGCAGGGGCUGCUCACUCAAAAGACUACGGAAAACCGCCUAGUGCCGCCAAGCAACUAAAGCAAACAGUCAGUGACAUAAAACACGAUGUCGAAUCUCAAAUCAAGCAGACCCGUCAAACCGGAUUCCGGGUUCGCAAGAUCGCGAAAAAGGUGAAAAAGCUCCACAUCAACGGGCUCAACAAUGCGAUAAAUUCAGCCACUGUCGUUGCGGUUCUUAUCGCCACAGUGGCUUUCGCAGCCAUUUUCACUGUACCGGGCCAAUACGUUGAGGAACCAAAAGACGGGUUUACCCUUGGGCAAGCCAAUAUAGCCAACAACGCUGCGUUCAUUUUGUUCUUUUUGUUCGACAGUUUAGCCCUUUUCAUCUCGUUGGCGGUUGUGGUGGUUCAAACAUCUAUUGUGGUGAUCGAAGAGAAGGCUAAACGACAACUUAUGUUUGUGAUCAAUAAGCUUAUGUGGCUGGCAUGUCUUUUUAUAUCGAUCGCGUUUAUUUCUCUGACUUAUAUCGUUGUGGGAAGCCAUGAACAGUGGCUUGCCGUUUAUGCCACUGUGAUUGGUGCAACGAUUAUGUUGACUACGAUCGGGUCAAUGUGUUAUUGUGUUAUAAGGCAUAGGCUCGAGGAGAAUAAGUUGAGGAAUAUAAGACGGGCCGAGACUCAUUCGCAUUCGUUUUCAAUGUCAAUGCCAUCUGAUUCUGAGAUGUAUAGCGAGAGAUACAACAAGAGAAUGUAUGCCGUUUAAAAGAAAUCGAGUCGAGGGUAUCUAUGGAAUUUUGAGCUCAGUCGAUAAGUGGACCGACACUGUUUUCCUAGCUACUUUUGGCCCGAACCGAGACUCGAACACAGACAAGGUCCAGAGGUCAAAAGACUAGCAUCGGACUAUCGGUUGUCCUUAUUGUGAGUUUAUACAGUAUGUAUAUAAUUAAUAGUACUAUCUCAUUGCAGGAAAAGCUGUGUUCUUUGCAUUUUCCUUAAAUAAGUAAUUUUGUGUCA
This is a messenger RNA of Helianthus annuus (common sunflower), 2307 nucleotides long. RefSeq names its product ankyrin repeat-containing protein At5g02620. The transcript has 4 exons. The record is from RefSeq and is a predicted model, not a curated record. NCBI's taxonomy places the organism in Eukaryota, Viridiplantae, Streptophyta, Magnoliopsida, Asterales, Asteraceae. The coding region runs from base 338 to 2056 and encodes 572 amino acids. Gene Ontology annotation, cellular component: plasma membrane. Gene Ontology annotation, molecular function: protein phosphatase regulator activity; protein phosphatase 1 binding.